GAAGAAAUCUCCAGAUCGGGGCUUAGAUCUCUCACUCUACACUACUGUCAUCUUCACAAUCACCAUCACGAUUCUUGUAAGAUUCUGUAUAUACAUUCAUUCAUACAUUCAUACAAUACUACAUUGCCUUGCACGGAAUCGGAAUCGGAUUCGUCGGAUUUCUGAUGCUCGCCAAUGGAUUUCAUCUAGCAACGCGAUUCAUUCAUCGUUUCUAACAGGUAAUGGCGUUGAAGAGAGGCUCUUCGAUUAACCGAGGCAAAGGCGCUGGAUCUUGCUUUCCGAUUGUCAUUUUUCUCUUUUUCUUGGUGCUUGCUCCGUUGAUAUUCUUUAUUGGAAGAGGUCGCUUAAAUACCGAUUCAAAUUACGGUCUCUCAUCUGAUGUUAUAGAUAAUACUAAACAGGACAUACAUUGGAGAGAAAAGUUAGCUUUAAAACAUUUGAAAUCUCUUUUCUCUAAAGAGGUCAUUGAUGUGAUAAAGGCCAACACAAAUGACUUGGGCCCUCAUAGUCUCGACGCUUUCAGGAAAAGCAAAUUUUUUGUUUCAUCAAGCAACAAGACAAGCCAAGAUGAUGAUCCAAAGAUCAAACCAGAAACACUUACUGCAAAAAAAGAUCCUCCUCCGCUUAUUGAUGAUUCUCCAGCAACACUAGCACGAAGGCAAAUGCGAGAAAAAAGGCGUGAAAAGCGUGCUUCUGACUUGGUAAAACAAGACGAUGAAGUGAUUAUAAAACUCGAAAAUGCAGCUAUUGAACGUUCCAAAUCUGUUGACUCGGCGGUUCUAGGGAAGUACAGCAUAUGGAGGAGAGAAAAUGACAAUGAGAACCCUGAUUCGAAUGUGCGGUUGAUUCGUGAUCAGAUGAUUAUGGCUAGGGUUUAUAUUAGCAUUGCGAAUUUGAAGAAUAAGACUGACUUAGCCUCUGAACUUAAAAAUCGACUUAAAGAGAGUCAGCGUACGUUAGGAGAUGUAACUGCCGAUGCUGACUUGCCACGCAGUGCACCUGAGAAAAUCAAAACUAUGGGUAGUGUACUGUCAAAAGCUAGGACAGCAUUAUAUGAUUGUCAGCUUGUGACUGGAAAGUUGAGAUCAAUGCUUCAAUCAGCAGAUGAACAAGUUAGAAGUUUGAAGAAACAAAGCACAUUUCUUAGCCAACUAGCGGCCAAGACUGUUCCUAAUGGAGUUCAUUGCUUGUCUAUGCGGUUAACCAUUGAUUACUACCUAUUACCUCAAGAGAAAAGGGAGUUUCCUAGAAGUGAGAAUCUCGAAAACCCUAAACUUUACCAUUAUGCUCUUUUCUCCGACAAUGUAUUGGCCGCUUCUGUUGUUGUCAACUCCACCAUCACGAAUGCUAAGGAGCCAGAGAAGCAUGUCUUUCAUCUUGUUACAGAUAAACUGAAUUUCGGAGCAAUGAACAUGUGGUUUCUGUUGAAUCCACCUCGAAAGGCAACCAUACACGUAGAGAAUGUGGACGAAUUCAAAUGGCUGAAUUCAUCGUAUUGCCCUGUUCUAAGACAGCUUGAAUCAGCAGCGAUGAAAGAAUACUAUUUCAAAGCUGACCAUCACACGACUCUCUCUGCCGGCUCAUCAAAUCUGAAGUACAGAAACCCUAAGUAUCUUUCUAUGUUAAACCACUUGAGAUUUUACCUUCCUCAAGUAUAUCCGAAGUUGGACAAGAUAUUAUUCUUGGACGACGAUAUUGUAGUGCAGAAGGACAUAACCGGAUUGUGGUCUGUAAACCUCCAUGGGAAGGUGAAUGGUGCAGUGGAGACAUGUGGUCAAAGCUUUCAUCGGUUUGACAAGUAUCUUAACUUCUCGAACCCUCAUAUCGCCAGACAUUUUGAUCCUAAUGCUUGUGGGUGGGCUUAUGGAAUGAAUAUGUUUGAUCUUGUUGAAUGGAAGAAGAAGGAUAUAACCGGUAUUUAUCACAAGUGGCAGAAUAUGAACGAAGAUCGUGUACUGUGGAAGCUUGGGACAUUGCCACCAGGGCUAAUAACAUUUUAUGGUCUAACACAUCCGCUUGAGAAAACAUGGCACGUGCUCGGUUUGGGUUAUAAUCCGAGCAUUGACAAGUCUGAGAUAGAGAACGCGGCUGUUGUACAUUACAAUGGGAAUAUGAAACCGUGGCUAGAGUUGGCUAUGAGCAAGUAUCGAUCCUAUUGGACUAAGUACAUUAAGUUUGAUCACCCCUAUAUCCGAGGCUGCAAACUCAGCGAGUGAAAAACAAAAAAUGCGGGUUGGUAACUUUUGCUUCCAAUGGCAUUUGUUUAUUCUUUCUUUUGACGAUGAAUAGGAGAACAGUUUAAAAACACUUGUAGUUCCAUCGAUCAUUGUGAUGAAUUUAUACGAAAACUUAUUAUUAUUAGUAUUAUUAUAACUUCUUGUGUGUUCUACUAGGUUUGGCCUUCCAUUUGGAAUCAAAUAGAUUAUCUUCUUCAUAUUCUUUUUAUU
Molecule: messenger RNA, 2447 nt
Organism: Impatiens glandulifera
Lineage: Eukaryota; Viridiplantae; Streptophyta; Magnoliopsida; Ericales; Balsaminaceae
Product: polygalacturonate 4-alpha-galacturonosyltransferase-like
Exons: 9
Coding region: 222-2216 (664 amino acids)
Molecular function (GO): polygalacturonate 4-alpha-galacturonosyltransferase activity
Source: RefSeq, a predicted model, not a curated record